This is a messenger RNA of Gavia stellata (red-throated loon), 1959 nucleotides long. RefSeq names its product leucine, glutamate and lysine rich 1 (gene LEKR1). Bases 1 to 1959 code for a protein of 652 amino acids. Lineage: Eukaryota; Metazoa; Chordata; Aves; Gaviiformes; Gaviidae. The transcript has 13 exons. The record is from RefSeq and is a predicted model, not a curated record.
AUGUCCCGGGAUGAGACAGUGUGUAAAUACUGUGGAGUCAGCUAUUUGAUACUUCAUGAAUUUAAGGCAAUGGAAGAAAAGGUAAAAGCAAUGGAAAAGGAGAUUAAAUUUUAUGAAGGAAGUAUAGAACGGGAAAAAGGACUUCAAGCAGAACUGCAGUCUCUUUACCAAGACCUUCAACACUAUCGAGCUGACAGUGAAUCAAAAACAGAAAGAAUCUAUCAGCUGGGCAUGGAACUUAAAAGCAAACAAGAUGAAUUAAAAAAUGUGAAAGAAGAUUUGCGGUAUUUUCAAGAGGAAAAGGAAGCUGCCUAUAAGCAAUCACAAGUGGUCAGAAGUGAACUAGACAGUAUUAAAGAAGUCAUCUCCAGUAACCUAGAGAACUGGGCUGCCAUGAAAGAAGAAAUUUUUCUACAAAUAAAAACUGUUAGCAAAGAAGCUUUGACAGAAAUACCUAAAUUGAAUCAAAGAUUAGCAAAAUCCCAGAGAGAGAAUGAAUGCCUCCAAGAAAAGGUGAAACAUCUGACGUUGGUGGCUGACACAGUUGAGCUGAAAACUCAGCAGCUUCAAACUUCACUUCAGCAAGGGAGUGAGCUACAAAGUAGGUGCCGUGAACUACAAAAGGAAACAUUAGAUUUAACAAAUCAAAUAGAGACAAUUGGACUGAAGCUGCAGAAAGUAACAGCUGAGAUGGACCACUACAAAAAGCUGUUAAUGGUGAAAUCAACGGAACUUGAUGUCUGCCAAAAUGAACUGAAAAAAAUGAAAUACGAAAAUGGAAUUUCUGAGUCAAGACUUACAAAAGAACUCAAGGAAAAGGAGGAAUCUCUUCUAAUUUGCCAACAAGUAUGCAAACAUUUACAGGAAGAGAUGGCUGAGAAAGAAAGGAAAGAAGAAGAUCUAAAAAGAAGAACCGGUCGAUCAGAAAGUGAGCUGGAAGCACUUAAAGCUCUUCUUAGACAAACAGAGGAAGAGGUGGUGAUGCUGAAACAAGAAAGGGAGUUAAUGCUGAUUUCUCAUCAGAACAGAACAGAGCAGCUGCAGGAAACAUUAAGACAGAAGAUGUGGAAUGAAGAUAACUGGAGAGAGAAGAUGGAAAUUGAUCUGGCUAAAGGUGAAGCACGACACAAAGAAGCAAUUCUUAAAGUCAAGGAAGAAGCGAGAGUGGAACUAGACAUUGAAAGACAAAAACAGCAAGAACUUAUCACAAAGUAUCAGAGAGAUCAUGAAGAGCUCCAGAAUAAGAUACCAGGAUUAAUAUCCAGUGCCACCACUAGCUUAAGGAUGGAGACAGAAAUUCUUGAAAAGAAGCUACAAGAUGCCCAGCUCAAACUUGCAGAGAAAGAUGAAGAUAAGGAAAAAGAAAUUCAGAGCCUUAAAAGACUAAUUACUGAACUUGAAUUUCAGCUGACGAUGGAAAAGAACAAUAAUGAAUCAUUUCUGGAUAAUAUGAGGAAAGAAAUUAAACACAAGUCAGAUGAACUGGAAAAAUUAACCCAGGAGAGGACACAGCUGAUUCACAAUUUGAGUCAAGUUCAAGAGGAGAAUACUCUUCUCCAGGAAACGGUGCGCAGAGAGUGUGAGGAACGCUAUGAGCUGACUGCAGCUUUGACUCAAGCCAGGGAACAAGUACUGGAGCUAAAAAAGCUCAGUGGAAACUUCCCGUUAUCGCCGUGUUCCCUGACUCAGGGCAGCUUAACCUCCUCUGCUGCCCUGCUCGCUGAUUACGGACAGAAAAGCCGCACAAGCCCCGGCGCUGGGAAGGAAAUCAAUCUCUCCAGACAGUUUGGUAUUUCAAGAGCUGCUAAGGCACCCACCUCCAGUAAGCGUAACAGCAGCGGCAGCGUGGGCUUGCCAGCUCUAACCCCACCGCAUCCUCCAAGAGGAAGGGCGGCUUCGCUGAAUGAGCCUCGGAGCAGGAUUGCUGCAGUUAUAAGAAGACAACUGAGUCAGCUCUGA